This is a messenger RNA of Pleurotus ostreatus (oyster mushroom), 1305 nucleotides long. RefSeq lists its product as uncharacterized. Gene Ontology annotation, biological process: phosphatidylinositol dephosphorylation. Gene Ontology annotation, molecular function: phosphatidylinositol-4,5-bisphosphate 5-phosphatase activity. The transcript has 5 exons. Lineage: Eukaryota; Fungi; Basidiomycota; Agaricomycetes; Agaricales; Pleurotaceae. The coding region runs from base 1 to 1305 and encodes 434 amino acids. The record is from RefSeq and is a predicted model, not a curated record.
AUGACUGACGCCGAACAUCCUCCCAAACACACGGACCGUCUACUGGUGCAGUUAGCGUCCUAUAACACCAAUCUUCAGGGAUUGCGAGGGCUUCCACAGGAUCUAGUCGACUGGUUAUCACCAACUCUCCAGGUGUCUAGCUUUCUUUCCCGAGAGAAACGAGCGCCCGACAUCGUUGCUGUUGGAUUUCAAGAACUCCUUCCCUUGCACCUUGGCCUUUCUGGCUUCUCCAAGGGCGUGAUCAACGACAGAGAUGCACAUAUUUUGUCGCAGAUACAGGAACAUGCUCCGAACGGGGAGAGGUACUCUUUGGUCGCAAAAAUAGUGAACGUUGGCGUUGCUCUUCUUGUUUACGCACUCGAUGACGGUGUUGCGCGUUCCGUAUGCGACGUUGAAACAGAAUGGUCAAGCUGUGGGCCAUUGUUCAUGGGGAACAAGGGAGCUGUUGGGAUACGUUUCCGUAUACCAUCCAGUGACGGUGGCGUAGGCGAAGUAUUUACUUUUGUCUGUGCCCACCUGAGUGCUCACGAGCCAAGGCUUGCUGAGAGAAUCGCGGAUUACAACCACAUAGUUUCGACAUUGCUCUUCUCCCCUCUCCCCUCUUCAACACAGAAGUCCACCAUCUACGACUCUUCUCACCUUUUCUACCUUGGGGACCUAAAUUUCAGGCUGACACUCCCUCCAACACAUUCGCUAUCCGGGCCCCAAAAUAGGGAGAACUUGGUUGCCGCUUUGGACCAGGAAAGCACGCGUGAAGACCUAAAGGAAUAUGACCAGUUACUGGUGGAGCAGCGGAAGGGAACCGUUUGCAUCGGACUGAAGGAAGGAGCUUUCUGGAAGUUCAAGCCCAGUUACAAAUACGAGCUCGGUGAAAUUGACAAAUACACCCUAGGACGGAUGCCGUCAUGGACUGAUAGGAUCCUAUACGCCACUCACACCGACUCGCUGGGCAGCCCAGAGACAUCGAAUAUUACAAACGUCCUGUACACUUCCAUCCCUGCGUACACUACUUCAGAUCACAAACCCAUCAUUUCAUUACUUCUUCUACCGUCACCUGUCAAGACAAGCGAUCCGUCUGUCCCCGUCAUAGCUCUCCCCUCAAGUUACAAACCAACGCCAGAUCCUAAUGUCUUCCUAAAGAAAGUCGUCGGUCGCACUCUUGAUCGCACCAUCGGGAUAAUUUGGUGGCUGUUUACGGUCAUUGGUGCUGGGUCAUUCGGAGUCGGGAUAUUCAACCUCGCCUUGGGGAUUGGUGCAUGGAAAUGGUGGCGUUCUGCGCCCAAGCCUUCUUCGAGCCCAUCCUAG